CCGGGAGGUGUGGUUUGGUGGGGCUCGCUGAGGGCGGGAGCGCUCGGUGCUGUCGCCGGUCGCGAUGCUCCGUCGGAAGCCGACGCGGCUGGAGUUGAAACUGGACGACAUCGAGGAGUUCGAGAGCGUCCGAAAGGAGCUGGAGAGCCGCAGGAAGCAGCGGGACGAGGCGGAGGUGGCGGCGGGCGGCGAGGAGGCGGCGGCGAUCGGAGCGCUGGGCACGGAGCACAAGAGCCGCGAGCAGCUCAUCAAUGACCGCAUCGGGUACAAGCCGCAGCCCAAGGCCGGCGGCCGCACCGCGCACUUCGGCACCUUCGAGUUCUAACGGGGGCAGUCCAGGCACCCCCGCUCGGCCGGGGGCGCCGAGCUGUCCCCUCUCUGAGCUGUUACAUUUUUGUUUUUUAAGUUUGGUUAACAUGCCCGUGAACGCCCCUUGACCGAGCGUUUUGUUUAAAAUAAACACCUUUUUUUUUUUUUUUUUUUUU
Hirundo rustica (Barn swallow) is the source of this 485-nucleotide messenger RNA. It is a transcript of the gene CDC26, whose product is annotated as cell division cycle 26. The coding region runs from base 65 to 325 and encodes 86 amino acids. Gene Ontology annotation, biological process: regulation of mitotic cell cycle; protein K11-linked ubiquitination; anaphase-promoting complex-dependent catabolic process. Gene Ontology annotation, cellular component: anaphase-promoting complex. The transcript is spliced from 2 exons. Lineage: Eukaryota; Metazoa; Chordata; Aves; Passeriformes; Hirundinidae. The record is from RefSeq and is a predicted model, not a curated record.